CCGUUGCUUUCCUUACCAUCCUGUGAGGCUUCCCCCCACCUCCCCUCCCCGGUUCCUAAAGAGAUUUCCUGCUCCUGAGGCCCCUCCCGGCAGCGACCCUCAUCUCUGCUGGUGUCACCCAGGACCGUGUUGUGGCCCUCGGUGCUGGCUGGGUGGUUGUGGCCACAUGAGCCCUAUUCCCGAAUGUCUGCCUGGCCUCAUUCUUCCUGAUAUCCAGUUACAGAUAAAUUCCAUUAUAUUUGGAGCUAAGUAGAUUCCUCGUCUGACAUGCAUUUUUUCCCUUUACUUAAGGCCCAUUGCGGAGACUCUUUAGGAGCUGCAAUAUGCUGUCCUAAUGGAUCCUUAGCAUCAGCCCUUUUGUGCGAGUGCCAGAGAGCUCUGCAAGGCAGUGCUGCUGGCUGUGGGACUGCCAGCCUGUGCCUCCUCUCACCUGCACAGGGUGAGCACAGCACAGAGGCAGGGAGAGCUGCCAGCACAUCCAGGGUGCUGCAGCCAUGUUCUGAGAGCUUCAUCCAGUUUUGAACUGCGGUGUCCAUUCCCAGAGCAAAGCAGGUGCGACUGAAAGGCUGCUCAGCUGUUUAAAUAUGUGCUCACCAUCUUCCAACCCUUUUCUGACCACAGAAAAGCCAUCGGAAGCCCCAUUUAGCUGUGACUGGCCUGGGGGACAGAGUGACACAGAUGCUUUUUGAAUAGGAUGAAGGGCUGAGCAAGGAGAAAGCAUUUUCCAGUCACCUCAUCUCUGUCAGUGCCACCUCACCGCCAUCCAACCAUGCUAUGCCCUUCUGCAAAAGCCCAGCAAGCACCAGGAGCUCAGUUUUCAACAGGGUUGUGCAGUCGGUUCUCUCCUCUUUCCUCUCAACAGCAGAGGCAGCAAGCUAGCAAAGCCCACUACAAAGCUGUUAGGGAAAGGGAUCAUGCUGGCUGAGGCAGCACAAGCUGGGACAGCAGAGAAGGGACCGAAGGGCUGUAGGGCUGAGGAAUGCUGUGGGACACGAUGCUAAGGGGCUGUUGGCUUCUAUAUAUGACAUGAUCCUUUUGACUUUGCCCUUUGCCCUGAGCCAUCCUCUUGAUCUUAUAUGAAGCUGCCCUCUCUUCUGACACUGCCAGCCCACAUUCUGCCUGAUGCUGCUUUUAGGUGCCUCUAAUCCAUACGGCCCAGUAAAGGUCAGCAUGGCUCUGCACACCCUGACAGAGGAUCAACAAACCUGGGUAUUCAAGAGGCAGACUCAUUGCUCGUACCCAUCAGGGCUUCCAGACAAUCACUGCGCACGUGGAUGAUGCACACAGCUGAGGUUACAGCUCCUGAGAUUGGGGUGGGAAGCAGCAAAUGGGAAAGUUUAAUCUGGGAAAGCUCUGCAUGGCUAAUAGGACCGAGCAUCCCGCCUUCUGCUCCAGGCUGGUUCUUUUAGCUCUUAUCUGCUGAUGUUCAGGGUGGGUCUGGACAGGUCUGAACCAUCUCAUCUGUUAAUGGAUGCUUGGAAGGAGUUCAGCAGGAGAGUAAUUGAGCAAAGUAUUAAAAAGUGCAUGCACUUAUAGUAAGCAUCUGUCUGUAAAUACAGGCAAACUGGAUCAGACCAGAAGAUGAUCUGGCCCAGUAUCCCUUUCCAGCAGUGACUAUAAGCAGGUGGAAAACCACAAGUAUGUGUUCCUUUCUUCCAGUACUCUCCCCACCUCCAACCAUCUUCAACUCAGACUGAGCCAGGCAGCCUGGCUGGAAAGCACAGUGGUGUUUUCCUGAUCCCGAGCCAUUUUCCUCGUGCUUCUGCUGAAGGAGAAGCGGGUCCUGAGCAGGAUGCAGCAGGCAGCAGGUGGCAGGGGCAGAGCCAUCCCCUCUCUGCGUCCCUCCCAAAGCAGGCUCAUGGCUGACUCGUACUGCAUGCACCGCAUCAUCGAGGAUCCCGAGUGGUGCCUCAUCACUGUCCCCCCACUCACAGAGCUCUGCCUGCAGCACAUCGUGCAGAAUUUCACAAACAACCCUGUUUUAGAUCGUCUUCCACCUGAGGACCAAAGGAAGGUGCUGGCCAGGCUUCCCACAGGCCUUCCACUCACUGUCACUGCCAACCUUAUAAGUGAUGAGGGCUACUGGAAGAGGUGCUGCACCGACCGCUGGCAAGUGUGUGACGUCUCCAACCAUGGAGGCAGCUGGAAGCGGAUGUUCUUUGAACGUCACCUGGAAAACAUCCUGAAAUGCUUUGUCCCCAACACCACAGACCCUGACCAGGUCCUGCAGCUCAUCCCGCUCUGCAGAGACUAUGUGCAGAAACUGGAGGUUGAUCAGUUCCUGCCACCGGUGAAGGAGGAUCAAAAGGAAGAGACAGAUGACCUUUCUGAUUCAGGGAGUGAUUCGGGGUUUGGUGAGGUCUGCAUUCAUCACUAUGACCUGGGAGCCCUCGUUCCUGCUCUCCCUCUCCUUGAAGAGCUUAAUCUUACUUACGGAGUGAAGGAUUGUGGCAUGAACUUUGAGUGGAACCUCUUUAAGUUCACCUACCAGGACUGCUGCAACCUGGCUGCUGCCGUGAAGAUGUGUCACAACUUGAAGAUUUUCAAGCUGACACGCAGCAACGUGGAUGAUGACAAGACCAGGCUGCUGGUCCGCAACUUGCUGGAUCACCCCUCCUUGGUGGAGCUGGACUUAUCCCACAACCUCAUCAGAGACAAGGGGGCACGAGCUGUCAGCAAGCUGAUCAACUGCAGCAAGUUAGAAAUCCUCCAUCUGUGUAACAACCAAAUCUGUAAUGAGGGUGCCCAGGCUCUGGCCCAAGCGCUGGCAAAGAACUGCACCCUGACCUCCCUGAAUCUGCGCCUCAACCACGUGGAGGACGAGGGUGGGGAGGCCAUGGGCUGUGCUCUGCUGACCAACACCACCCUGAAGUCCCUCCACCUGGGAGGCAACAGGCUGGCAGAGCCGACAGCCGUGGUUUUCUCCCAGGUCCUCACUCACAACUCCACCCUGACAUGUAUCAACUUCUCGUGCAACCCCAUCGGGCUGGAUGGUGGCAAGCAGCUGCUGGAAGGGCUCAGGUGUAACCAGACCCUGACUGAGUUUGAUCUCCGCCUGGCAGAGGUGGGCGAGGAUAGCGAGUACCUCAUCAGCCAAAUGCUGUGGGCCAACAGGGAUGCUGCCCGCCUGCAGCCUCUGCUGCAGCAGCCUGCUGAGCCUCUCUGACUGGACAGCUGCAGCAAGCAAGGAACUGAAGGAUGCUCUCGGCUCCUUUUGCUGCAUGCAGCAAGACUGCCAGCACCACCUAACCACCAUCCAAGCAUGCUCCUGGGCUGUGUGCCUCCUCUGAACUGCUUGGACACGACAAGAGACCAGCAGCCUAUUACCACCAGUGUGCGAGGCUUCAAAUUAUGGAGGAAUUGGUAACAAUUAAAGCCC
Messenger RNA from Centrocercus urophasianus (Greater sage-grouse), 3379 nucleotides. RefSeq names its product t-complex-associated-testis-expressed 1 (gene TCTE1). The transcript has 6 exons. The record is from RefSeq and is a predicted model, not a curated record. Lineage: Eukaryota; Metazoa; Chordata; Aves; Galliformes; Phasianidae. Gene Ontology annotation, cellular component: sperm flagellum. Gene Ontology annotation, molecular function: protein binding. The coding region runs from base 1793 to 3166 and encodes 457 amino acids. Gene Ontology annotation, biological process: flagellated sperm motility.